Neoarius graeffei (lesser salmon catfish) is the source of this 9749-nucleotide messenger RNA. RefSeq names its product G protein-coupled receptor kinase 5 like (gene grk5l). Gene Ontology annotation, biological process: signal transduction; regulation of signal transduction; protein phosphorylation. Gene Ontology annotation, cellular component: cytoplasm. Gene Ontology annotation, molecular function: ATP binding; G protein-coupled receptor kinase activity. The record is from RefSeq and is a predicted model, not a curated record. The transcript has 16 exons. Bases 782 to 2512 code for a protein of 576 amino acids. Lineage: Eukaryota; Metazoa; Chordata; Actinopteri; Siluriformes; Ariidae.
ACAUGGCAACCUCUGAGCAGCUCCAUAUGCCAUUUAUCUGCUGGAUCUGGCUGCCAUAGGUGGCAGUGUGAGUGUGUGAGUGUGAGAGAGAGAGAGAGAGAGAGGGAAGUGACUCGGGCUGAUGGUAAAGUGAAAGCAGAAGGACUCGAUGAACCUCUGCGGGGUUCAGUGAGACCGGGAGCGGAGUGAGGAACCAGUGAUCCUGUGAGGAACCAGUGAGGAGCUGGGAUUAACCUUCAGCCUCCUCCUCCUCCUCCUCCUCGAUAUCUGCUUCUGCUUCUUCUUCUUCUUUUCUGCCAUGCAUCAUCAUCAUCACCACCAUCAUCACCAUCAUCAUCAUCACCAUCGGAGGAGGCUGUAGACCCCUCGGCCUGCUCUCCGCUCUCCGCUCUCCGCCAUCUGAAUGGGACUUUCUUCCUUUUUCUUUUUUUCCUCUCGGCUUGUUUCAUGGAGCCCCGGAGACACGGACAGCGCGCGCGGCUUUUACCGGACAGCACGAGCGUGACAUGGACAGGAUUUAGACUCUAAUCCGCUUCUCUCUUCUUUCAGAGGAAAGAGCGGCGAAUUCGGGGCCUGGGGAGGAGCCUCGCUUUCUUUCUUUCUUUCUUUCUUUCUUUCUUUCUUUCUUUCUUUCUUUCGAGAUGUAAAUAUUCCCCAAAGCAUCUCGUGCUGGACAUCACCGACCCGGAGGCGAUCACCGGAUCCCACAGGGCUUGUGUUCCGUGUGUGUUUUUGUGGUCAUCUCUCUCUCUCUCUCUCUCUCUCUCUUUUCCCCUUUUUGAUGGAGCUAGAGAACAUCGUUGCUAACACGGUGCUCCUUAAAGCCAGAGAGGGUGGAGGAGGAAAGCGGAAAGGGAGGAGUAAGAAAUGGAGGGAGAUCCUUCGCUUCCCCCACAUCAGCCAGUGCAUGGAGCUGAGCAAAAUCAUCGAGAGGGAUUACCCCAGCCUGUGUGAGAAGCAGCCCAUUGGGAGACUGUUGUUUCGCCUCUACUGUGAGACCAGACCAGAGCUGCUGAGAUGCAUUCAUCUGCUGGAUGCCAUGGAGGACUACGAGGUGACUCCAGAUGAGAAGAGGAAGAGUCGAGGAGACCAGAUCAUCAAGAAGUUUCUCACUAAGCAGUCCCCCGAGUGUGUAGAUGUGGUGGAGGGUCUUGCUGAACGUUGCAGAGAGAACCUUGAGCUGAGCCCCUGCAAAGAGAUCUUCAGCGACUGCCGCAGGGCUCUGCAUGAGUACCUGAGUGGAGCUCCGUUCUCUGAUUACCAGAAUAGCAUGUACUUCGACCGCUUCAUCCAGUGGAAAAUGCUGGAAAGGCAGUCGGUUACUAAAGACACGUUUCGGCAGUACAGGGUGUUGGGGAAGGGCGGCUUUGGAGAGGUGUGUGCGUGUCAGGUGAGGGCCACAGGGAAGAUGUACGCCUGUAAGAAGUUGGAGAAGAAGAGGAUAAAGAAGAGGAAGGGCGAGUCCAUGGCACUGAACGAGAAACAGAUCCUGGAGAAAGUGAACAGCAGAUUUGUGGUGAGUUUAGCGUACGCGUAUGAAACCAAAGACGCUCUGUGUCUGGUGCUGACCAUCAUGAACGGAGGAGAUCUGAAGUUCCACAUCUACAACAUGGGAACUCCGGGCUUCGAGAAGGAGCGCGUGCAGUUCUACGCUGCUGAGAUCUGCUGCGGUCUCGAGCACCUGCACCGAGAGUCCAUUGUCUACAGGGAUCUAAAACCAGAGAACAUCCUGUUAGAUGAUAACGGCCACAUCCGGAUCUCAGACCUGGGGUUGGCCAUCAAAGUGCCUGAUGGUGAGGCAAUAAGGGGCCGAGUCGGUACUGUGGGCUACAUGGCUCCGGAGGUGAUCAAUAAUGAGCGCUACAGCAUGAGUCCUGAUUGGUGGGGUCUGGGUUGUCUGAUCUACGAGAUGACAGCGGGCCGCUCGCCCUUCCGUGCCCGCAAAGAACGCGUGAAGAGGGAGGAGGUGGAGAAACGAGUGCAGGAGGAGGAGGAGGAGUACAGCGACAAGUUUACAGAAGACACCAAAGCCAUCUGCAGGAUGCUUUUAGCCAAAGACCCUAAGCAGAGGCUAGGCUGUAAGACAGAGGGCGCAGUGGAGGUCAAAGCUCAUCCCUUCUUCAAGAACAUCAACUUUAAGAGACUGGAGGCUGGAAUUCUGGAACCUUCCUUUGUGCCUGAUCCGAGAGCGGUGUACUGUAAGGACGUGUUGGACAUUGAGCAGUUUUCCACUGUUAAAGGAGUCAAUCUGGACCAAACAGAUAACGAUUUCUACUCCAAGUUCGCCACUGGCAGCGUCUCGAUACCAUGGCAGAAUGAGAUGAUUGAGACGGAGUGUUUUAGUGACCUUAAUGUGUUCGGGCCCCAGGGGACGCGAUCCCCGGACCUGGACUGGGCUCAGCCACCCGAGGCUCCGCGCCGCAGCCUGCUGGACCGCCUCUUCAGGAGGAACCUGAGGAUCUCCUCGUCCUCCUCACACACAGAGGAGCCAGCCCGAGAACACAACAGCUAACUUCAGACCAGCAUCCAGAGGCAACCGUCGCUCGCAGCCGAGUCUCGUCUUCCAGCGUCAACUCUGCGUUGACUCCGUGUCAAACUCCGCCCCCUAGUGGACCGACGUCUGCGGGACUACAGGGAACCAGAACGAGUGAUGAAUAUAAAGAGAAAGAGAAAGACUUACGGAAAAGAGGACGGGGUUUUUUUGCCCUUGAAUUUGCCAAUGCUUUCCCGCUGGAGGGCAGGAGACGAAGCGACUCAGCUUUGGAGACGAUAAAGACGUUUCUUUCUAUUUUUUUGUCUUUUUUUUAACAAAAAAGGAGAACUUUUAGCCCUCACCUCAUGCUCCCUCAGGAUUGCUGGACCAGAAUUUAAAAAUUAAAUAAAAAAACAAAAAGAGCCACUGACAAUGAUGGAAUAUUAAACUCUUUAUUAUUCAGGGGAUUUUACCGAGGCCUCCACAGGGAAGGGGACGUGGAGAUGACGAGGGCUUUUACCCUUCGCUUGAGGAGGGAACAGCUAACGGAGCGGACUGAAGAGACUCUACACACACUCGACACACACAGGCCUUCAAUCAUUCACACUCUCUCGCUCUUUCCUUCUCCUCCGUCCCUCUAUCAAUCCACACUCGACGACACGACGCGACACACGAACCUCCACAUUGCCUUGCGUUUUUACACUCAGGCCAAAGAUACGACACGUACUUAAAAAUUCGGUUGCUGACAUUUUUGUUUAAGGUUAGGCCUAAAAUAGCACAACUCGGACACGCUAGUCACUAUUUUUUUACUCUUUCACGUUUGUCUAUCCAUAAAAGGGACGCUUUAUCAAAAAAAAAAGAGAGAGAGAAUUUUUCUCAGAAAUCCUGUCUUAUCUUAGCUUGCUAGCUUACAUGGCAAGUUUAAAAUUACAAACAUUUUUGACUAUGCCUUAAAAAUCCUCUCUGAAAUCCUGUCAGUUUAGCUCAUGUUAACUAGCAAAAUUACAUUCAUACCCCAUCAAAAAUCCUGUCAGGUUUGGUCAUGUUAGCGGGCUAGCCUGUAUUAACAAUACAGAUGAAGAAGCUAUCUGGUUAGCAUUAGUAGUUUAGAUGGUAAAAAUACUGCUAUGUUAAUAUAUGUUAGCUAGAUCGCAUUAGGUUAGUAAUGUUUCACAAAUACAACUCAAAAUUCCUCUCAGAAAUCCUGGUUAGUGCGUGCUACCUAGCUGGCUAGCGUUGUUGUAGAAGAUUCUCCACUUUUAUACAUAUAACUUUACAAGUCCUGCCAAAAAUCCUGUCAGGUUAGCUCAUUUUAGCUAGCUAGUUAGUGCUGACAGUUAAGAUGAACUUUUAUUAGUCUCUCAGAAAUCCUGUCACGUUAGCUUGUGUUAGCCAGCUAGGAUUUGUAGUGAAGAUUGUGAACUCGUUUAAGUAUUGUUCUCAGAACCCUUGAGAAGUUAGCUUAAUUUAGCUAGCUAGUCCGUGUUGUUAGUGAAGAUUAUGAACAUGUGUAAAUAUGAUUUAAGAAAAAUCCUGUCAGGUCUGCUCAUCUAAGCUAGCUAGCAUUAAUAAUCAAGAUAUUAAACAUUUUCCAGAAAUCCUACCAUGUUAGCAUUUAGCAUUAUUAAUGUUUCACAUUAAUAUUAUUGUUUGGGGGUUUUUUUUAGAUGAAGCGUCCCUUUAAAGAAAAAAACCACAUCUAUAACAUUUGGCAGCUGUAUACGUUUAAGGACGGAGUUCAUCCCUCACUAUCCACUUGUAUGAUAAUGCUAACACUCACUUCCUGUGUGCGAUAUCAAGGAAACUAGCCAAAUAUUGAGACAGAAAAAUGGCUUUUCAAACCAGCAGAUACACAGACUGACAGCACAACAGCCAAUCAGGGAGCUUCACUUCAUCCAUGUCAUCUCAUAUUUCCACCCUUUAAACGUUUAAGAAUCAGUUUUAAAACUCUGAAGUGGUGAUUAGCCACCUGUUGCUAAUCAGUCGUCCUCAUGUUCUCUACGCUGCCUAGUUAGUGUUAAUACGGCUAACCCUGCGUUCACACAGCAGCCACGUGUUCACCUCGCGUUGCCCAAAUCGCUAGAAGUUGGUCUCUCGUAGGCAUUAAUAACUCUGGUUGCCAUGGUAACCUUGCUCGCACCUAGAUAAUAUAGCAUUUGCCUUCAUGUUCUUAGAAAUGUAGUAGUUGGCUGCAUUGCACAAUCAGUGUGACUAAUAUUUACAAAAUUAUUAAAAGAUAUAUACAAAAAAUAUAUUUACGUGAACAAAAAGAUCACAAUUAACGAACAAUUUUGCUAGCAAAGCACAUUCACGCAGCUUCAUUUCAAAAAUAUUUAUUCAAACAUCAUUUUUUUUAAACGUUUUGUAUGUUCCGUGACAGAAAAAUAAUCCCCUGUGCCUCGUUUCUAUUGGCUGACGCUUUUCUUCUCAUUUUCAUCUUUACAUUCUGUCAGAACUAUCUUAAAUAAUAAUUCUCGACCUUAAGGCUGCACAUAAACGUCUGUUAAAGACGCAUUUACAAGAAGGAGCUUUGGAAACCAUUGAGAUACUCGAGUUUCCAAUUUUUGCUCAGUUUCGUCAAAUACAGUAAUUAGUUUUCUAAAUUCAUAACUCAACUGCGUCGCUAAACACUGUUAACGAAUGUACAUAGUUGGGAUUUGUUUAAGCUAGCUAACGUUAAUGGUGCACUCGCAUGACUUCGUAAUUACAAACUUUGCAACUUUUGAAGCAUUUGUCAUGUCCUUUAGCUCCACCCACUCCUCUUUGCCAAUCGUCUCUCCAAACGACCAAGUCUCGCUGCUGGUGUGAACGCAGGGUAACAAAGGAUAACGAAGAAAUGCUGUACGUGCCAAAACCUGCUGGCCAAAUGGUGAAGAAAACCAGUUGAUGGCUUUCUUUGUUGUAUGUUUUGUUUUUGUUUUUUUAAUCCAUCAACAGUCAGAGAAGUCACAGUGGAAUUUGAAAGGAGAUGCUGAUGGUUCUCAAAGAGUAUUGAUUAUUUGUAAGUCGAAGCAAACAGACUUGUGUUACGGACGGUAAAGUACAGUGCGUCACAUCGUAUUGCAUGAUAUGAUGUUACAUCAUCAUCAGAUAUUCAUCUCCACUCCACUCAUCUCCAGAACGUUGCCAAACGUGACGUUAACGAACGCAGCUCUCCUUCCAGUCUUGGCAGUUUUUCCAAACCCAAGACGUAUCCACCGUACUGUUUACACUCAGUAAAGCAGGUUCACCUUAAACCAACAUACCUCAACACACCACUUCACUCAUCUACUUUCCACAUCAUAACAGUUCUUCUUCACCACCUCGUGUCGUUGAGACACUCCACGUCAAAUUUCAUGGAUUUUGUCCGAAUGUCAAACUAGACGGAGUGUUUGAGUGCUUUUGAGCAUUAUUAUUAAAGCGAAAAGGAACGAUAAACAGUUCAAGUACCAUAUAAAGAACGGGCAUUUGCGACGUAUUACUGAACUGAUCAGUCAUUAUAGCCAUGGUGUGAUUUGGAAAGGUUACUUUGGCUCAAACGUCAAGAAUUUGAAUGGCCAAGUGUAAAGUCAAAGCAUGCAGUUCAUUUCUUUAGUGAAUCAGAUUAUACUUUCAGGACAAAACAAUUUCAAAAUGGAGUGCCUGAAAUCAAACUGUGCCAAGUUUGUUCUUGAUAAACAUGUCUAGGUUUGUCAAAGUACUGAUAAAAGUGCUGGUUGUCUGAUAUUCCGCAAUAUUUUUAACAGACUCUCAGAAUAUCCCAGCUCGUCUAGCUAGCGGCGGCCAGAUUAACCAUCACUGACAAUGCUAACCUAGCUAAAGUCCUAUUGGGAAGGUUAAUUAUUUUGGGCAAAUUUGACGGAGUGUCCUUUUUAAACAAGGCAAGUUCACAUAUUUUAGUGUGUGAAAAGCAAAACGUAAUUUAACAAACAAAUUUUAUGCUAAUCUCCUAAGAGUUCAUUGUGACAUGGAAGGUUAACAUAGGCACAUGCCUGCUGAGGAUUUGUGUAUUAUUAGUGCGAUAAACCUAGAUGUUUAUAAUAAACAUUAACAGGGAAUUGUUGUGAUUUCAGUAAAACAUUUCGGGUCCAGUGUGUUUUUUUGUUUUCUCGAAUCAUUCGUAUACAGAUAUUCCUUUAUAAUAACUGUAUAGGGACAGAGAGCCAGUUCUCGUCAGAUAAGCUAGAUAUUUCCAACUGCAUUUCUUAUAAGUACCAUUUAGUAGACAUGAACAUUUCUCGAGUCAUGCUGCGGGGUGUGUGUGUGUGUGUGUGUGUGUGUGUGUGCGGAGGGGAAGAUGUGUGCGAGAGCCGAGUGGCCGGUGCGAGUGUGUACAGGAUUGUGUCACGUAGCUGUGAGUAAUGGUGAGAAUCUGUGUUGUGCCACAAUCAGGGUUAGGUUGUGAGAUGGUAGCUGUUUUAGUGUUUUUUUUGGUUUGUUUUUUUAAGAAUAUAUGAAUCUCUUCUCUCCCAGGAGGCAGGUCUGGAGUUUAACAGGGAAAUCGGAACUACUCGGGAUGUUUUUUUUUUUUUUUUAAUUUGCCGUUACUGCCUUGUGUUGUGUAGGCCUAUUAGUACGUAGUGAUGGAGCUUCGUGAUUCACUGCAGUCAUUUGAUUCUUUCAAACGACUCAUUGAACUGAAUCAAGUUCAAGCUUUAGGAUUCUUAUUUUGCAGAUUGUGCAAUUUAUAAUGACAAUCAGUAUUCUUGUGUAAAAAUGUCUUGUCUAAAGAAUAGACUUGCAUUACUAGAAAGAACGUUAUCGCUAAGUUAUCUUCAAAGAACAAAUCGGAACAUAGAACUCUUACCAGCUGGCAACUGCAUCUGAGAUAACUGAUAAAAAUAGAAAGAAAAAAGAUUAUCGCGGGAACAAUGCAUUUAGUUAUGCUGACUGACGUUGAUUACUCAUCUAGCUAGUUACAAUCACCACAAGAAUUUUUGCUAGCUAGCUAACUCGGCUAUCUGGAACCUUUUCCUGAGGAACACACAUCCAUGAGCUCAUUAGGCUGAACUCAAGUUAAUACCCACUCACCGGCCACUUUAGUAGGAACUUCUUGUUGAUUGUAAGAUCCCUGCUCUUGGCUGCAGGAGUGGAACCCAAUGUGUUUUUCUGUUCUGCUGUUGCAUGCUGAGAUGCUUUUCUGCUCACCACGGUUGUAAAGAGUGAUUAUAUGAGUUACUCUAUCCUUCCUGGCAGCUUGAACUGCUCACUCUGUCCGUUUUCUGAUCUCUGACCCUCUCUUAUCAACAAGGCGUUUGUUUCCACCCACAGAACUGUCGCUCACUCACUCGAUGUUUGUUUUUUUGUUUUUCGCCCCAUCCUGUGUAAACUCUAGAGACUGCUGUGUGUGAAAACCCCAGGAGGAGAUCAGCAGCUUCUGAAAUACUCAAACCUCAUAUUCAUCUGGCUCAAACCAACACCCGUACCACAGCGAAAGAAAGUCACACUGUGAGAUCACAGUGUUUCCCGUUCUGAUGUUUGAACAUUGUGAACAUUAACUGAAGCUCUUGAUUUGUAUCUGCGGGAUUUUAUGCAUCGAGGGAUCGGCUGAUUAGAGAACUGCAGAAAACAGCGGGUGGAUGUAGGGGUGUUCCUAAUAAAGUGGCCGGUGAAUGUAGUUGAGCAUGUUACACAGUUUUCAAUUCUAUAAUUGUUACUAAACGGCUAAGAAAUGGAUAAUACAAGCGGUAAAUUGUUAGCUAGCCAAGCUCCAUUGAUGUGGACACUAAGACAGGAGCUUGCUGCUAGCUGGCUAAUUCUCCUAAGCAAGAUCAAAGUUAGCUAGCAAGCUAAAUUUACCGCAGGAAAUUACAGCUAGCUGUGUAAUUUAGCUAAUCUUGAGCUUCCUAACGGCGGAAACCAGAACAAAGUUCCACAUUAUGCUCUGACCGGACCAAAUAAGUACAAGCAGUGCUAAAGAGCUCCUGUUCUAAACACAGAUCCUGAUUUUGCUCAGUAAGAGGGUCAACAUGGGCGAUAUGCGAUUAAGCGAUAUGUGAUUAGCCAUUAGAAAUCUUGAUUACAUGACAAAACCACAAUAGUUUGCUGAAUGUUCUAGCAAACCUGGCUGGCUAGUUAACGUCAGGCAAGGUAACAUUGUCCAUUCUGUUUCACAUGAUUUGAAUUGAUUCACCUGAUUCACUUAAAUGAGUCAUUUGAAGAGAAUGAAUCCUUUUUGCGAAUGGCCCAUUAUUCUUGUUAGCUGGAAGGAAGAGUUUAGCAUUCGUAGAUGCAGUACCGUACAUCGUGAUUGGUUAAGACUGAUUAGGCUGUCGUAUUCGAUGUUGCUGUAUUUCCGUAAAGUGUUUCCAUCCUGAUUUAUUAACCGUUCGUGACAUUUCAUAGUGAGGGCCUGAUGACGACAGAACAAGGUUGAUUUUAUUUGCUAAUAUGUCAUUCCCCCGUGUCUUAUUUGGAGCAUGAAUUUCUAUUUCAGUGCAUUAACAUUACACAUAUACACUCGAUGUAUUAUAAUAUGAGUAAUGUAUGUUUUCCAUAUGCGAUAUGACAAACGAUUUGUUGUGUGACUGGGCAUGUGCCGUUAAUUUAUUAAACUGUGAUCGAUCCGGACGGAGGCUUCCUGUGAAGGCAAUGGUGUAUGUACUCUCACGCUAGCAACCUUGGCUACACAAUGUAAAAAGCGAGCAACUUGACAUUUAGUUUUAAUUACACAAUAAAGUAGUGUAGCUAGCGUUAGCUAGCUUAUUAGUGAACCUGACAUAAAUGUGUACAAUUUGGAAAGGUAAGCCUGAGUUUGCUGUGUUAGAAAAAUGCAUUUAAAAUCAUAGUGGACAAAUUUGUGACAAAUGUUAGCUAGUUUUGAUGAUAAUGAAACAUUACGAUUAUCGGCACAUGCCUAGCGGUGACAUAGCUAAUAUGCUGCAUUAAAGGGACAUUGCCUUCUUUUUAAACAAUGACCAAACGAUAAAAAAGGGAACCAGAAGCGGGAUUUUUACCCGUCGUCCCUCAACAUGAUAAAAAGGGGGUUUUUUGGGUUUUUUUACAUUUAAACCGCAGGAGACGACGGGAUUCGUGGUUCUCGUUUCUCAUUUCUCAUUGCAAGAGUCAAAUCCAAACGAAGUGCCUCCUUUUUAGCCGUGCAGUCCGGGUAGUGCCCAUGUCAAGGUUUGCACUUUGUGUGUCACUUCUGUCCACUGUCUGUGUGCGCGACCCACACACACACGCACACACACAAAUACGCACAUGUGAUUUGAAGAAAGAGGUGUCAUACUACGCUGAUUGCAUGUGAAGCCGAACCUGUCAAAGUCCUUCUGAAUAAAACCUGUGCUGGCCUGAA